AUGAAGUCCUACGUCGUCCUCGCCGCUGUUGGCGCCAUCAUCGGCGCUGCUGUCAACGGCAUGCCCGUUCUUGACAACCACGCCGCUGUCGGCGUCACCAACGCCCAGGGUUCCGCCCAGGCUGUGGUCACUGGCAUCGAGCACAACAUUCACCACAAUGUUGUCAUCAACAGCUCUAUUGAGAACGCCGCUGUGGUCAACACCGAUCUGGUCGUCCAUGACACCAAGUCCAAAACUGCUGGUCUUCAGCACCCGGUCAUCACCCUGACCUCUUGCACUGUGGUCCACUCGCCGACUCGCGCCGAUUGGGACUUCUGCCGCUACAUCAAGACCACUCUCUCUGACCUCACUGUUGCCAACAAGACCACUCUUGAGCAGGCCAUGAACGCCGCUAUCGCUACUGCUACUCCCACCAUCACCGCCGCUCCUUCCACUGGCACUGUCAUCUCUACUCCCGCUGAGCAUACCACCAGCAUGGGCAUCGACGACAUGAUCUCCAGCUGGUGCGCUACUGCCACCCGCUCCGAUGGCUCCAAGCCCUACAUCUGCACUGUCUCGAUCAACCACCACGCGGACCCAACCCACUCCUACUCCUACAAGUCCUAUGUCUCUCCCACCUACGUGGGUGGAAUCAUCGAGUUGACCACCGUUACCGAUGAUAUCACCUCCAGCAAGACCACCCAGUCCAACACCUCCACGACUCCCAUUAUCGAGUUGACCACCAUUACCGACGACAUCUUCCCCGGCAUGGCCACUUCGACCACCUUGGCUCCUCUUGCCACCUCGUCUACUGAGAUUGAGUACACCUAUGCCAACAAGGAGCUCGACCAGCCCACCGUGACUCAGACUAUCUACGUCUAA
Colletotrichum orchidophilum is the source of this 861-nucleotide messenger RNA. RefSeq lists its product as uncharacterized. The record is from RefSeq and is a predicted model, not a curated record. Lineage: Eukaryota; Fungi; Ascomycota; Sordariomycetes; Glomerellales; Glomerellaceae. The coding region runs from base 1 to 861 and encodes 286 amino acids. The transcript is spliced from 2 exons.